GCAGUGGACGUUACGACCUGUAGGGGGCGCAUCUCUCCCUGAGUCAAAACAAUCUUGUGGCUUGUCCUCAACUUUUAGCUACGUGCUAACAAGCAGUUUUACACGCUUUUUCUGGAAAAAAGUCAGCCAGACUCGGAGUCGCAUCACGUUUGGGAUUAGUCAUGGAGUCUUGCGAAAAGUUGCGGACUGGUUUGUGCGUAUUUCGUGCGAUAGUUUGAAGCUUAGCUCGGCGUCGAGCCGCCAAACACAACAGAAAGUCUCCCGAACCUCGUCGAGCGACGCAAACGUUGAAGAUUCUUCCCUGGUCUGCCUGGCGACAUCGCGGCAAAAUGUCAAUUUUAGGCUUGAAGAAGAAACAACCAAAGACCUUCAAGGUCAAAGUCACCACCAUGGAUGCUGAGAUGGAGUUUAGCUGCGAGGUCAAGUGGAAGGGCAAAGACUUGUUUGACCUGGUGUGCCGCACAGUGGGCUUGAGGGAGACCUGGUUCUUUGGCCUGCGCUACACGGUCAAGGACACGUAUGCCUGGCUAAAACCUGAUAAACGAGUCUUGGACCAGGAGGUUCCGAAAGACUCGCCGAUCACAUUUCACUUCCUGGCCAAGUUCUUCCCAGAGAAAGUGGAAGACGAACUCGUCCAAGAAAUCACGCAGCACCUCUUCUUCUUGCAGGUGAAAAAACAGAUCUUGGAUGAGGAGAUUUUCUGCUCCCCGGAAGCUUCCGUUCUUCUGGCCUCGUACGCCGUCCAAGCCAAAUACGGCGACUAUGACCCCAACUUCCACAAGCCGGGCUUCCUGGCGCAGGACGAACUUCUGCCCAAAACGGUGCUGAUGCAGUACCAGAUGACGGCUGACAUGUGGGAGGAGAAGAUCACAGCCUGGUACGCCGAGCACAGGGGCAUCGCCAGGGACGAAGCAGAGAUGGAGUACCUGAAGAUAGCCCAGGACCUGGAGAUGUACGGCGUCAGCUACUUUGACAUCACCCAAAACAAACGGGACACGGACUUGCUGCUGGGCGUGGACGCGCAGGGUCUUCACAUCUACAGCCCCAGCAGCAAGCUGACGCCCAACAAGUCUUUCCCCUGGAGCGGCAUCCGCAACAUCUCGUACAGCGAGAAAGAGUUCACGAUCAAGCCUCUGGACAAGAAGAAAGACGUCUUCAAGUUCUACUCGUCUCAGCUGCGCGUCAACAAGCUGAUCCUGCAGCUGUGCAUCGGCAACCACGACCUGUUCAUGCGGCGGAGGAAGGUGGACUCCAUCGAGGUGCAGCAGAUGAAGGCCCAGGCCAAAGAGGAGAAGGCCCGGAAGAAGAUGGAGCGGCAGAUCCUGGCGCGCGAGAAGCAGAUGCGAGAGGAGGCAGAGCGAGCUAAAGAGGAGAUGGAGCGGAGGCUUUUCCAGCUGCAGGAUGAGGCGCGCCUCGCCAACGAGGCGCUGCUGCGCUCGGAGGAGACGGCGGACCUCCUGGCGGAGAAGGCCCAGAUCGCGGAGGAGGAGGCCAAGCUGCUGGCUCACAAGGCGGCCGAGGCGGAGCAGGAACGACAGAGGUUAGAGGUCAACGCCAUGAAGACCAAAGAGGAGAAGAGGCUCAUGGAGCAGAAGAUGAGGGAGGCCGAGCAGCUUGCCGUCAAGCUGGUGGAGCAGUCGGAAAGAAGGCUGAAGGAAGCGGACCACCUGAAGCAGGACCUGACCGAGGCCAAGGAUGCCGAGAGGAGGGCCAAGCAGAAACUCUUGGAGAUCACCAAGACCACCUACCCGCUGAUUGCGGCCUAUUCGGCUCCUCCCCCCGUUCCGGCGCCGGCCUCCGCGCCCGCCGCCCCCCCGGCGCCCAGCGCCGCCUACGAAACGACGUCGCCGCCGCGUCUCGAUUUUAAAGACUCGGACAUGAAGAGGCUCUCCAUGGAGAUUGAGCGCGAGAGGCUGGAGUACAUGGAGAAGAGCAAACAUCUGCAGGACCAGCUCAAGGAGCUCAAGUCCGAGAUCGAGUCUCUGAAACUGGAGGAGCAGCAGCAGCAUCCGCAUCUUUCUCAGCUUCCGCAUCAGCAGGCGUCCGGGAUGUACGCUCUCCACGACGCCAGAACUUACGUCCCAGAACCGCUUUACAUCCCUCACAGCAACAGAAACUCGGCCUUCGUGUCGCAGAUGGCCUACUUUGAGGAGGUCUAAGGAGGAGGAAGAAGAUCUCCUGACUGACGUCACCUUUUGGAACAGAACACUAAAGGACUUUUUGGGGGUUUCGGUCCCGUUCACGGUUUUGCAUUUUGAUUUGCUUUCGCGGAACACAGCCGACCCGUUUCUCCACUCCGACUCGUGUCCUACUCUCGGAUUCACUCGGGUCGGUCUGUCGUGGUUCCUCACCAGUGAUUUUUCUUUUUUUUUUUUUUUUUUUUUGGGCUCUGCCGUCAUAUUCUAUUUAACUGACGGUUAGGGUUAGGGUUUAUUGACGCGACGCCUCCGCCUCCACGGCUUUUGACUCCGCCUCGUCGUGUUUUAUUUUUUUGUCCGUUGUUCGAGUCUUAUUUAUUUCUGUGUUUUACUUCAUCACCACGAAGGCCUUUUGUUUGCCGCAUCCAAGUGUUACAAGUGUUUUUUUUUUUGUUUUUUAAUUUGAUACUGCAAAAUAUUUGCUUUCAAUGAUUUUCUACUGUACACGUCAUUUCAAUAGAGCUGACUGAGUGCCGCCACA
Messenger RNA from Syngnathoides biaculeatus (alligator pipefish), 2679 nucleotides. RefSeq names its product NF2, moesin-ezrin-radixin like (MERLIN) tumor suppressor b (gene nf2b). The coding region runs from base 330 to 2159 and encodes 609 amino acids. The transcript is spliced from 17 exons. Gene Ontology annotation, cellular component: apical part of cell; cytoskeleton; filopodium. Gene Ontology annotation, molecular function: cell adhesion molecule binding; actin binding. The record is from RefSeq and is a predicted model, not a curated record. Gene Ontology annotation, biological process: regulation of gliogenesis; regulation of cell shape; regulation of organelle assembly. Lineage: Eukaryota; Metazoa; Chordata; Actinopteri; Syngnathiformes; Syngnathidae.